This is a messenger RNA of Mustela lutreola (European mink), 1630 nucleotides long. RefSeq names its product hephaestin-like. NCBI's taxonomy places the organism in Eukaryota, Metazoa, Chordata, Mammalia, Carnivora, Mustelidae. The transcript has 9 exons. Gene Ontology annotation, biological process: iron ion transport. Gene Ontology annotation, molecular function: copper ion binding; oxidoreductase activity. The record is from RefSeq and is a predicted model, not a curated record. Bases 1 to 1581 code for a protein of 526 amino acids. Gene Ontology annotation, cellular component: plasma membrane.
AUGGAGCACCAGCAACCAGCCUGUGACCAAGUGUUUCUAUCUCUGGCAUAUGGUCCCACUUGGAAUCUCCAAUCCCAGCAGAUUCCUGCAGUGUGCUCCUGCACUGCCCCUCCUGGUGGAGAAGGGAGAGGGGUCUCCCUGUAUCUGCCACUUGUGGGGUCCCUUCUUGAAGAGUGGUCUGAAGGUGCCUCAUAUAAUGGUUUAAGAGUAGCUUCCAGCUUCCUAAAUUCUGACAAGAACCGCAUAGGGAGCAGUUACAAGAAAACCAUUUACAAGGAAUACAGAGAUGGCACAUACAUGGAUGAAAUGGUCCAGCCAGCUUGGUUGGGUUUCUUGGGACCAGUGUUGCAGGCUGAGGUGGGAGAUGUCAUCCUUAUCCACCUGAAGAAUUUUGCCUCUCGCCCCUACACCAUACACCCCCAUGGCGUUUUCUAUGAAAAGGACUCAGAAGGCUCUUUAUACCCAGAUGGCUCCUCUGGUCGGUUAAAAGCUGAUGACUCUGUUCCUCCGGGAGGCAGUCACAUUUACAACUGGACCAUCCCAGAAGGACAUGCACCCACUGAUGCUGACCCAGCAUGCCUCACCUGGAUCUACCAUUCUCAUGUAGAUGCUCCACGAGACAUUGCAACUGGCCUCAUUGGACCCCUUAUCACAUGUAAAAGAGGUACUCUAGAUGAGAAUUCCCCUCGACAGCGGAAGGAUGUGGAUAAUGAUUUCUUCCUGUUCUUCAGUGUGGUAGAUGAGAACCUUAGCUGGCAUAUUGAUGAGAACAUUGUCACUUACUGCUCAGAUCCUACCUCAGUAGACAAAGAAGAUGCAGCCUUUCAGGAAAGCAAUAGGAUGCACGCAAUCAAUGGCUUUGUCUUUGGGAACUUACCAGAUCUAAGCAUGUGUACACAGAAGCGUGUGGCAUGGCACUUAUUUGGCAUGGGCAAUGAAGUAGAUGUCCACACAGCUUUCUUUCAUGGGCAGAUACUGACCAUCCGGGGCCACCGCACUGAUGUGGCUCACAUCUUUCCAGCCACCUUUGUGACUGCUGAGAUGGUGCCUCAGGAACCUGGCACAUGGUUGAUUAGCUGUCAAGUGAACAGUCACUUGCAAGAUGGCAUGCAAGCACUCUACAAGGUCAAAUCUUGCUCCACGACCUCUCCUAUGAACCAACUCACAGGCAAAGUUCGGCAGUACUUCAUUGAGGCCCAUGAGAUUCUAUGGAACUAUGGCCCAAUGGGGCAUGAUGGGAGUACUGGGAAGAAUUUGAGGGAACCGGGCAGUGGCUCAGAUAAAUUCUUCCAGAAGAGUUCCAGUCGGAUUGGGGGCACUUACUGGAAAGUCCGAUAUGAAGCCUUCCAAGAUGAGACAUUUCAGGAAAAGGUGGAGCUGGAGGAAAAUAAGCAUCUUGGAAUCCUGGGGCCAGUGAUCCGGGCUGAGGUUGGUGACACCAUCCAGGUGGUCUUUUACAACCGUGCUUCCCAGCCAUUCAGUAUACAGCCUCAUGGAGUCUUCUAUGAGAAAGACUACGAGGGAACUGUGUACAAUGAUGGUGAGCAAGCAGGGUUUCCAACUAAUGUGAGCUGCAGGUAAUAACAGAUAGCUCUAGAGGAAAAAUAAAUAAGGGAGGGAAUGAAGAAGG